Messenger RNA from Entelurus aequoreus (snake pipefish), 1052 nucleotides. Its product is annotated as zinc finger protein 862-like. The record is from RefSeq and is a predicted model, not a curated record. The transcript has 4 exons. NCBI's taxonomy places the organism in Eukaryota, Metazoa, Chordata, Actinopteri, Syngnathiformes, Syngnathidae. Bases 1 to 912 code for a protein of 303 amino acids.
AUGUGGCGCUUCCUGAAACCCAUAGCUAAAAAGGCACGGACGGAGGAGGAGGAGGAGGAGGAGGAGGAGGAGGGGGGUCGCGAUGCGAAUGCUGCGAAACCCAAACCGACCAGCGCUGGAACUGGGGGGAGAAAGUUUCAGACGAAGUGGCUAUACGACGAUGCAGGGAAAAAACGCGACUGGCUGACUGUCAAGAACAACAUCAUGUUUUGCACUGUGUGCACAACUUUUGGAAAGGACAAAAAAAGUCAGGCGAGUCACUUUGUUGUGGGCUGCUCCUCGAUGAAAGUUGAAAGUAUAAUAUCACAUGAAGGCACUCGCAACCACGACAAAAAUAUGAAAAUAAAGCAAGCCAAGUCUGCCCCACUCCAUGAAGCGCCCUCGGUGCAAGUUCUCACUAAACUCUCGGACGUAAACACCCAGAAGAUGAAGCUUCUUUUCCGAAAUGCGCACGCCAUCGCCAAGAAAGGUCGACCCAUCACCGACUACGUCUGGCAAUGCAGCUUGGAUGAGAAAAAGGGGCUGUCCGUGGGCAAAACCUACAGGAACCGCGAGACCGGCAAGCUCUUUGUAAAGUACAUUGCCAAGGCAGCAAGAGACAAGCUCUCCUCAACAGUGCUGCAAUCUCCCUUCCUUUCUGUCAUGGUUGAUGGCUCCACAGACCGCUCGGUGAAGGAGGAGGAACUGACCUAUGUGCGCUGCUGCAAAGCAGGGAAGGUGGAGGUCCACUUUGUUGGCAUUGAAGCAGUGGACAAGGCAGACGCUGCUCACAUCACCAGGGCUGUCCAGAACCAGAUGCAGACUGUCUGCAAGGACUGGGAGUCCAAACUUGUUGCUGUUGCUUCAAGAAUCUAUAUACUCUAUAUACUAUACUGUGGCCCCUGGUUGGUUGUAGAAUUGGUUUUAAUGUGACGUGAACACUUCUACAUGGCGGAAUACAAUGGUAAAGGAAAUAGUUUGUUUUGGCAUUUGGCGAGUAAAAAAUAUGGUUGGCGAGUAUGUUUUUUCACCUACUAGCCACUUGGCGAGUUGGUCAAAAAGUUAGUUUGCAC